CGAGCUGUGGAGGGUGUUGUGCGGGCUGAGGCGGCAGCAACAUGGCGCUGGUGCGGCAGGCCUACAACCUGCUCUUCAGGAGGACCUCCACCUUCGCGCUCACCAUCGUGCUGGGGGCUGUUGUCUUCGAGCGGGUCUUCGACCAAACUGGCGAUAUGAUCUUUGAGCGCAUCAACCAGGGGAAACUCUGGAAACACAUCAAACACAAUUAUGAAAACAAAGAGGAUGAAUAAGGUUCCAUGGUGUAAGGAACACUGAAAUAUCUUGACUGUUGCUUCUGAUGACUAGCCCUGCAUUGAUAUCGCAUCCACUAGGACUGUUGAUUUCGUCAGAUGACUUCUGCACAAUCCCUACAAGAAUGGAAUAUUACUUUAAUUUGAUUAAUACUGGAUUUCUUUUGCUGAAGAUGAUAGAGAUAACAAAUAAAUUCUAUAAUUAUUUUUUUGCCUUUUAAUCAUUUCUGCCUCUGCUGACCACUAAAGACAUAUUUUCUCUGAAGUAUGCCAGGACAGAUGGUAUAUUCGAUCUUUUUUUCAAUUGAGAGAUACUGUGACCUCUUAAUUCAAAGUUGCUUAAAUUAAGUUGUACAUUUCUGGUUUUUGGCAUUUUGUUAUUCACAUUGACUUGAAUUACUUUAUUUUAGGGUGACAUUAAAAAGUCAGUUUGAUUUUUAAAAGUUAUAUUAAUGAAACAAUGCCUUCAAUAUUCAUGUUACUUCUGAAAAUGUACCCUUGAGGCUAUUGAAAACUUUUGACCUAUAUGGGGGAAUAAAAACUAAGAAAACUUGAA
Pristis pectinata (smalltooth sawfish) is the source of this 789-nucleotide messenger RNA. RefSeq names its product cytochrome b-c1 complex subunit 9 (gene uqcr10). The transcript is spliced from 2 exons. Lineage: Eukaryota; Metazoa; Chordata; Chondrichthyes; Rhinopristiformes; Pristidae. The coding region runs from base 42 to 233 and encodes 63 amino acids. Gene Ontology annotation, biological process: mitochondrial electron transport, ubiquinol to cytochrome c. The record is from RefSeq and is a predicted model, not a curated record.